Messenger RNA from Cylicostephanus goldi, 645 nucleotides. The record is from the annotation of a GenBank genome assembly. Lineage: Eukaryota; Metazoa; Nematoda; Chromadorea; Rhabditida; Strongylidae.
AUGUUGAAACAUGCUCUAUUAAGAAGUAAGCAGAACGGAAGGCUGGACACCCUCACACAUACUUUGUUGAAGCACGGAGAAGACAGGAACCUUCAGCUUAUUGCCUCGAGUGUGCGAGAUGCAUCCGACGUCUCAGGACGUCGCAGACGGAAUAUGCUGCGCCAUAAGAAUGCGUUGUCAAGCUAUGCACAGAAACCGGAUGCUAUCGUGAAAGAAGGUGAUAAUCGUUGGAAAGUAUUCUGUGGAACUCGGACGGAUGUCAGCUAUGAAGUAGUUAUAGGCUCUCCCUGCGACUGCGAUAACAAGUUGAACUCCCACUGCCAGAGAUGCGGCAUAUGCGCAUACCAGGUAAGUUGUAACUGCCAUGAGGCCUAUCAAGCAGGUGUGUCGUGCAUCCACGCUCAUGCAGUCGCUACAUUUGUUGAAGAAGCUCGCCUUUUACUUGGAUCUGCGAACAGCCAACCAGGGCCCUUAUACAGCGUGAUGGAAGAUGUUGGAACGUCAGCUGAAAUGUAUGUAGAAAGCAAUGUCCCGCGCGAUGGUUCCCCAACCCGGACAGCACCCGACAUUAGCGCACCACCAGAAGACGUACUGGCGCAAGAUAGAACUAAGGAGGCAUAUCAGUUUAGCGAAGGAGUAAGUUGA